GUACAAGUGGCAGGAAGGGUAAACCCGCGGGCGCCUGCGUUAGUGGAUUUUUUUAGCAGACAUUUGGAGAGUGUCUAGUGGAUGACAGAAGAAAGAGAAUAGCGGAUGUUUUUUCCAGAUCAAAUGGAUGUUAAUGGAAUUUAUUUUUGGAAGUUAACAUAUUUUACUAACAGAAAAUGAGAUGGAACCUAACAAUAACUUAUGAAUAAUACCCAAACUGUAACGACGUGUUGAUCAUUCCCAAAUCUGCAUUGUUUUUCUUAAUGUUAUUUUUCAUUGACCUGCAAACCAAACGGAAACUCAAUCAUUUUCUUAUAUAAAUGCAUUUAUUUAUAAUAUUUUUAGUUGAAAAGCUGCAGGUUUGGCCAAUAUUUUUGUGUGCGUGAGUUAUGGCCGCGCUCCCUCCUGUUGGUGUCUGACCGAGAUCAUUACAUGGGAGACGGAGAGAUCUAACCGGUGCUGCGCUGGGACAUCAAGAGGGGCAGGGGAACGAGUGGAGAUCCGUUUUUUGGUGUGGUCGGAGGUCCCUGUUGCGUGAUGACGGGGGUCGGGAUUUGGUUUGCGUUUGUCCGGUUUGUGCUUCUCCCGUUGCUCGCACCAUGCACCUUGCUGUUGUGCGUUCUGAUUCCAGUGUGUCUCUCCCACCCGCAGCCUUGUCAAAUCCUCAAUCGGAUUGGGCACACGGUGCGCGUGGGGGCCCUGCAAUUGCAGCCGCGGCUCUUCAGCCACGUUUCCACCUUCAGAGGCGGUAAAGAAGCCCCUGUCCCGGUUGAUGAAUGGGAUAUACACGGCGGAACGAGGGAAGCAGUGGAAAGACAGUUGGAAAAUAUUACCAAAAGUGUCAAUGAACACGAUUUACACAGCCUAGGGACUAGGGCGUCGAUGAACAGCCAACACAAGGAAAUGGGGGGUAAAAGUAAGAACAUGUACAAACAGAACGAGAGUGAGAGAAGUGUGUUCAUGCCGAGGGACUCGAUCCUAUUGGCCACGGAGACGUUGAAUCGCAUGGCCGGUCUGUUACCAUAUAACCUCUCUCUGGAGGUAGUGAUGGCUGUGGACGCGGGGCUCGGGGAAUUACCCACGUUCUCCUCCUCUAUCCCGGUCUGUGAAGACCCCAUGUCGUUUCUGCAGAGUAUUUGUCAUACUGUUAUAGUCCAAGGAGUUUCUGCUAUGAUGGCUUUCCCUCAGACCAGGGACGACCUGGUGAAGUUGGAAUUCAUCGCGUCAACGCUUCAGAUUCCUGUCAUCAGUGUUGUCCAGAACGUAUUCAAACGGCAGAGUAAGAACCCUCUCCAUUUCCAGAUGCCGAUGCAGAACCCGGCCCUGCCCCAGGUGGAGCUGCUCUACUCCCUGCUGGUGAUCAACAGCUGGUAUGACGUCAGCCUCCUGCUCUGUCAGGAGUGGAACAUUUCUAGCUUCCUUGUUCGUCUCCGUAACAACACCAAGUUCCACCUGGGUUCUGUGGUCAACAUCACCACCUACACUACCUCCUCUGGAUCUCAACCCAACAGCUCUGUCUCCAAGGCCGACUUCCAGACCUCUCUACUGGGAUACGUGGAGUCCAUCAAGGAGUCAACGUCUACAGUCGUAACAUUCGGCUGCGACAUCCGGGACAUCAAGAGGAUCUUUAACGUGGUGACCAAGCUGGGCCUGAUGCUGCCAGAGUACCACUGGGUGUUGGGGGACACGCAGGACGUGAAGGAGCUGAGGACCGAGGGGCUGCCGGCGGGACUGCUGGCCCAUGGCAGGAUGGGGACUCCCUCCCUGGAUCACUACGUACAGGAUGGGCUGGAGCUGGUGGCCCGGGUGGUGGGGUCAGCUGCGUACCGCUCCCCUGAGCUCGCCCUCAUCCCUUCCAUCACCAACUGCAUGGAUACACAGAGCAGCCAGAACAGGAACAUGACCUCAGGGAAAUAUCUGUCCAGGUUUCUGUCCAACACGUCGUUUGAAGGUCUGAGUGGUUUCAUCUCGUCCCAGGAGGAGACAGUGAUCUCCUCUGAGAGCCAUCACUUCAUCUGGUCCCUGCAACAUGACCCCAUAGGGAAGCCCAUGUGGACCAGACUGGGCCGAUGGAAGCAUGACAGGGUGCUACUGGACUACACUGCCUGGACCAACAAACAGCCUUGUCAAAUCCUCAAUCGGAUUGGGCACACGGUGCGCGUGGGGGCCCUGCAACUGCAGCCGCGGCUCUUCAGCCACGUUUCCACCUUCAGAGGCGGUAAAGAAGCCCCUGUCCCGGUUGAUGAAUGGGAUAUACACGGCGGAACGAGGGAAGCAGUGGAAAGACAGUUGGAAAAUAUUACCAAAAGUGUCAAUGAACACGAUUUACACAGCCUAGGGACUAGGGCGUCGAUGAACAGCCAACACAAGGAAAUGGGGGGUAAAAGUAAGAACAUGUACAAACAGAACGAGAGUGAGAGAAGUGUGUUCAUGCCGAGGGACUCGAUCCUAUUGGCCACGGAGACGUUGAAUCGCAUGGCCGGUCUGUUACCAUAUAACCUCUCUCUGGAGGUAGUGAUGGCUGUGGACGCGGGGCUCGGGGAAUUACCCACGUUCUCCUCCUCUACCCCGGUCUGUGAAGACCCCAUGUCGUUUCUGCAGAGUAUUUGUCAUACUGUUAUAGUCCAAGGAGUUUCUGCUAUGAUGGCUUUCCCUCAGACCAGGGACGACCUGGUGAAGUUGGAAUUCAUCGCGUCAACGCUUCAGAUUCCUGUCAUCAGUGUUGUCCAGAACGUAUUCAAACGGCAGAGUAAGAACCCUCUCCAUUUCCAGAUGCCGAUGCAGAACCCGGCCCUGCCCCAGGUAGAGCUGCUCUACUCCCUGCUGGUGAUCAACAGCUGGUAUGACGUCAGCCUCCUGCUCUGUCAGGAGUGGAACAUUUCUAGCUUCCUUGUUCGUCUCCGUAACAACACCAAGUUCCACCUGGGUUCUGUGGUCAACAUCACCACCUACACUACCUCCUCUGGAUCUCAACCCAACAGCUCCGUCUCCAAGGCCGACUUCCAGACCUCUCUACGGGGAUACGUGGAGUCCAUCAAGGAGUCAACGUCUACAGUCGUAACAUUCGGCUGCGACAUCCGGGACAUCAAGAGGAUCUUUAACGUGGUGACCAAGCUGGGCCUGAUGCUGCCAGAGUACCACUGGGUGUUGGGGACACGCAGGACGUGGAGGAGCUGA
Messenger RNA from Oncorhynchus tshawytscha (Chinook salmon), 3177 nucleotides. Its product is annotated as glutamate receptor ionotropic, NMDA 3A-like. The transcript is spliced from 5 exons. Lineage: Eukaryota; Metazoa; Chordata; Actinopteri; Salmoniformes; Salmonidae. The record is from RefSeq and is a predicted model, not a curated record. The coding region runs from base 538 to 3177 and encodes 879 amino acids.